Messenger RNA from Aegilops tauschii subsp. strangulata, 972 nucleotides. Lineage: Eukaryota; Viridiplantae; Streptophyta; Magnoliopsida; Poales; Poaceae. The record is from RefSeq and is a predicted model, not a curated record.
AUGGUAAAGACAAAAAAAAGGAGGAAAGCAACCCCCAACUGGGCUCCGGCCCAGCAACAGGCCGGCCCAGCUGCGGCCCAGCACCACUCCCCUUAUCCCCUUGUCGGUGGAACCCUAUCCACCCCGUCGCCCCCCUACUACCCCACCCCCCUCUCUCCCUCGCUCCUCCCCCCCCGACCCGAUCUAGAUCGGGGCAGCCGGCGCCCCCGUCCCCCGACGCGCUCGCUGUCCCCGUCGCCAACGCCGCCACUCGACGCCCACCCCCAGCGCCGCCCCGCCUUCCUCCACUCCUUCCCCACUCUGUGCUGGAUCCGGGCGAUCCCUAUCGCCCCUGACCCCGACCCCGCCUCUCCCGCGCUGGCGCUGACCAGCGCCUCCCAUCGCCGCCCGACGGCGACGGCCUUCCCCGACGCGCCCGACCCGCCGGCCAUGGAGGCCCCGUGCGCCCGCAGCUUCACCUCAAGCAGGACCGCCCCGCCGCUCGACGCCUGGAACCGAACCACCCCGCCGCCCCGGUCGCUGGAUCCUCGCCGCCCGGAGCUCGACGUGCCUCCGCCUUCGACGGACUGCCUCCUCCUCGUCACCGUCGCCCCCGACCUCGCUGCCUCAAGCACCACCAUGAGCCGCUGCCAUCCCCUUCUGGCUCACUGUGAGCCCCGCGCCCUCCUCUUUCCCCUGUGCUCCGGCCUCCCCCCCCCUAGCUCGUUCGCCACUUUCGUCGGCGCCGUCCCCCCCCCCCCCGCUGCGCCCAGCGCGUGCUUGUACGCGCUCCCGCGCGCUGGCCGCGCCCAGCGCCUCACCCCGCUGAGGCCUCUCCGCCGCGCCCUGGCGCCGCCCCGCCGUGGCCUCACCGCUGUCGCCUCCGGCGGCCGGCCUCGCCGUGCCCUGCUGUCGCCGGUGCCCCUCUGGUGGCCACGGGCCUGCGUGCCCGCACCCGCGCCCAAAACCACUAUGGCCCCCUGGGGCCUAUGA